AUGGUCGCCGCCGCCGCCGGCGUGGGCGUGCUCGGUUGGAACCACGCACCCGCGCUGCUGCCCUACGGGCCAGACGUCGUCGGCGCGGCGCUCGUCGUGGGUGGGCUGGGCGCGGCUGCAUCGGCACGGAGCCGGUUGGGAGGGUCGGGCGGCGGCGGCGGCGGCGGCGGCGCGCCCGAGGAGAGCGCUCUCGAGGUGACUGUGCCGCGGGACCUGGCUACUGGCGAGGGCACCGGCGUGGAGCUUGAGGUGGUGCCUCAGUACGCGGCGCAGAAUCUGGAGGAGGAGGUGGAGAAGGAGCUCCUCGCCGGCGCCUCGCCUCGGAGAGUGCGCCAGCGGCUGAGCCCCAAAGUGUGGGUCGUCGACUGGGACGUCCGGCCGGCGCCGGUGUCCUUCCUGCUAGCGACGGCGAGCCCGUACGACGAGGUGGUCGUGCGGAUCACGUCGCCGGGCGCACGCGUGAGCGACUGCGGCACAGUCUCUGCGGGAGAGGCGGACCAGCGGACCAGCGGACCAGUGAGCGACUACGGCCUCGCGGCUGCGCAGCUCGGCCGCCUCCGCUCCGCAGGGCUGCCAACCACGGCGUGCGUCGACCUGGUCGCUGCGAGCGGCGCACUCGGCUGCCGCCGCAGACCUGCGCAGCAGGGACGCGCCUGCCGAGACGCCGCCCCUCUCCCCUCAGGCGGGUACAUGAUGGCCUGCGUCGCCGACAAGCUCCUCGCCGCCCCGUUCGCGUACGUCGGCUCCAUCGGAGUCGUGGGCGGGAGCCCAAACGUGCUCGAGCGGGCGGGCGUCGAGGUCGUCCAGAGGACGUCGGGGCGCUUCAAGCGGUCGCUGCAGCAGUUCGAGCCAAACACGCCCGAGGGGCUGCAAAAGUACCAGGAGGAGAUCGACGCCAUCCACGCCGCCUUCAAGGCGACCCGCACUCGGAACCGGUCCGGCUCCAUGGACGUGCACGUCUCUACCAACCGCCCCUCGCUCGACAUCGAGGCGGUGGCGACGGGCGAGUCGUGGCUCGCUCUGCACGCCCUCGACCAAGGGCUCGUCGACGGACUCUGCACCGCGGACGCGUACCUGCGCACCCGCUCCGCAGACGCCGCGGUGCUGCUCGUGCGCGCAAAGCCGCCCAGGCGCACCGGCCUCGCGGCCCUUCUCUCCCGCGGCGUCGAGGGCGCAGCCUCCGCCGCAGCGGCGCUCGCCGAGCUGGCGGGCGCCGGCCGAGGGCUCGCGAGCCAGCUCUCCUCCCGCCUCCGCCCCAGCGCCUCGCUCGCCGGGCAAGGGCUCGCCUCGGGCGCGGCGAGCGGCGCCUCGCCGACAGAGGCACCGCCGAGCUGA
Molecule: messenger RNA, 1335 nt
Organism: Emiliania huxleyi CCMP1516
Lineage: Eukaryota; Haptophyta; Isochrysidales; Noelaerhabdaceae
Exons: 9
Coding region: 1-1335 (444 amino acids)
Biological process (GO): proteolysis
Molecular function (GO): peptidase activity
Source: RefSeq, a predicted model, not a curated record